Messenger RNA from Rotaria sordida, 228 nucleotides. The record is from the annotation of a GenBank genome assembly. NCBI's taxonomy places the organism in Eukaryota, Metazoa, Rotifera, Eurotatoria, Philodinida, Philodinidae.
UCUGAUAAAGAAUUAGAUCAUUUACGAUCAUUAACAUAUUGUAGUACAUUAAAAGAUAAUAUACUUUAUACAUGGAAUCAUACACCAACGAAUAUUGAUAUAAAUAAAUUACCUAAAAUACAACGAACUAUGAUUAAACUUGAACGUUUAAUUGGCAAAGGAGCAUUUGGUGAAGUUUAUGCUGGAAUAUUGACAAAUAAUCAACCAAUAGCAAUAAAAGUAAAUUAG